Messenger RNA from Nerophis ophidion (straightnose pipefish), 6654 nucleotides. It is a transcript of the gene abhd17b, whose product is annotated as abhydrolase domain containing 17B, depalmitoylase. Gene Ontology annotation, cellular component: endosome membrane; plasma membrane. Gene Ontology annotation, biological process: protein depalmitoylation. NCBI's taxonomy places the organism in Eukaryota, Metazoa, Chordata, Actinopteri, Syngnathiformes, Syngnathidae. Bases 297 to 1163 code for a protein of 288 amino acids. The record is from RefSeq and is a predicted model, not a curated record. Gene Ontology annotation, molecular function: palmitoyl-(protein) hydrolase activity. The transcript has 4 exons.
GUCCCGCCCCCAGCCAGAGUCAUUGGCCCACACCCCGGUAGCCACUAGCCAGCCGAGACAUCAUGUAGUUGAGGCAACGGAGCGGAGGAAGGAAGGAAAGAAAAAGCAGCAAAGCCUCAGUUUCGCCUCGAAGUGGAGGACGGAUCCUCCCGGUGAGCUCACCCGCCACACGACGGGACGCAAGGCGAAUAACAACCAGCAGAUUAACCGUCUCGUUUAGUCGUCAAGAACAUCAAUUUCCUGGCCGGGUGAGACGACCACAACACGGGGUCGCCUCCAGACAAGCAGCGUCCAGGAUGAACCACUUAUCCUUCAGCGAGCUUUGUUGCCUCUUCUGUUGUCCGCCGUGCCCCAGCAAGAUAACGGCCAAGCUGGCCUUCCUGCCUCCCGAGCCCACCUACAGCCUCAUGUGUGACGAGAGCGGCAGCCACUGGUCCCUGCAUCUCUCCGAGCGCGCAGACUGGCAGUACUCGUCCCGAGAGAAGGAGGCCAUCGAGUGCUUCAUGACGCGCACCUCGAAGGGCAACCGCAUCGCGUGCAUGUUUGUGCGCUGCUCGCCCAGCGCCCGCUACACGCUUUUAUUCUCCCAUGGAAAUGCAGUGGACUUGGGCCAGAUGAGCAGCUUCUACAUCGGCCUGGGUUCUCGGAUCAACUGCAACGUGUUCUCCUACGACUACUCUGGUUACGGAGCCAGUUCGGGGAAACCCUCAGAGAAGAACCUGUAUGCUGAUGUCGACGCCGCCUGGCAUGCGCUGCGCUCACGGUACGGUAUCCGUCCAGAGAACGUCAUCGUGUACGGCCAGAGUAUUGGAACGGUGCCUUCUGUGGACCUGGCCUCCCGCUAUGAGAGUGCCGCAGUGAUCCUGCACUCGCCGCUCACCUCCGGCAUGAGGGUGGCCUUCCCUGACACCAAGAAGACUUACUGCUUUGACGCCUUCCCGAACAUCGACAAGAUUUCCAAGGUGACGUCGCCGGUCCUGGUCAUCCACGGCACGGAAGACGAGGUCAUCGACUUCUCCCACGGCCUGGCACUGUACGAGCGCUGCCAGCGUCCCGUGGAGCCGCUGUGGGUGGAAGGGGCCGGGCACAACGACGUGGAACUGUACGGACAGUACCUGGAACGGCUCAAGCAGUUUGUGGCGCACGAGCUGGUCAACCUGUAGAAGAGCCGAGGAACCGAAGCUGCGGAGAAAACACCGGUGGUACAUGUUUUUGGUUUAUCGUUACCUUGCUCUUUUUCUUGUCGUGUGGGAUAUAGGUGCUGUUUUCCUCCUUUUUUUUUUGGGAAGUUUUGGUGGUAGAAUUGAUCAUAAGCCACCUGUCCAGUUCAGGCCGGCCCCAGAGCCUGACCGUACCGUCCACUCCUCAGUUGUGAACUUGAAACACUAACUUCUACUUUUGUUUGUUUUUGAACAUCUUGCACAAUUGCACAAUGCUGAAGCGAGCGCCUCGCGUGUGAACCGCCCGUGUACGUGUGCAUACGUCACAUUUUUGCUGCCUUUUUGCAUACCAAGCUCCUCAGUUCCGAAAGAACACCUCUGAGGUUCUUGGUACUGGACUCCAAUAGUGUAAUUAUUAUUUUUGUAUUAUUAUUAUUACAGUACGUUUGUAUAUAUUAUACAUGAUGUUUGCACAUAUCAGCUGUCACUGAAGAUGCGUGUGAGACAAAAGGGUGUUGCCAAAUGUUUAGUAUAAUAUAUCGCAAAGAACUCCUUCCUGUCCUUUUUUGUUUUGUACCCCUCAAUAAUCUUGCAAAUUUUACUGUAAGAUCAGCUUCACUAUGCAGCAGUUUCUCAUAUGAACAAUUCCCAGAUCUUGCUUUUCUUUGGGUUGUAGAAUGUUGAAUCCAUAUAUAGGUCAGGGCUGUCCAAACUACGGCCCGCAAAACGUCCUUAGUUUAGUAAAGAAUCUGGCCCGUGGGGGGUUUUGAAACGUGUUUUGAAAAAUUACACAAACAACCUCCCUUAGUCAUGGCGCAAAGAGAAUGCGACCAACACCAAAAGUCAAGACACUUAUCACAACCUGCUCACUGAACUUUGUGGAUGUUAUAAAAAAGGACCAAGCACUAUACAUGAUUCAAAAUGACGCCCAGUGCUUGAUGGGAAAAAUGCAAAACGCUCUCUCCACACUUCUUUUGACUUUUUUGUAGGUAAUUGAGAAAAAUCUAUUUGGCACACUUAUCAAUAUUAGGCCCAUUAUACUGUUUGUAUAUGUUAUACAUGAUGUUUGCACAUAUCAGCUGUCACUGAAGAUGCGUGUGAGACAAAAGGGUGUUGCCAAAUGUUUAGUAUAAUAUAUCGCAAAGAACUCCUUCCUGUCCUUUUUUGUUUUGUACCCCUCACUAAUCUUGCAAAUUUUACUGUAAGAUCAGCUUCACUAUGCAGCAGUUUCUCAGAUGAACAAUUCCCAGAUCUUGCUUUUCUUUGGGUUGUAGAAUGUUGAAUCCAUAUAUAUAUAGGUCAGGGCUGUCCAAACUACGGCCCGCAAGACGUCCUUAGUUUAGUAAAGAAUCUGGCCCGUGGGGUGUUUUCAAACGUGUUUAAAAAAAUUGACACAGACAACCUCCCUUAGUCAUGGUGCAAAGAAAAUGCGACCGACACCAAAAGUCAAGACACUUAUCACAACCUGCUCACUGAACUUUGUGGAUGUUAUAAAAAAGGACCAAGCACUAUACAUGAUUCAAAAUGACGCCCAGUGCAUGAUGGGAAAAAUGCAAAACGCUCUCUCCACACUUCUUUUGACUUUUUUGUAGGUAAUUGAGAAAAUCUAUUUGGCACACUUAUCAAUAUUAGGCCCAUUAUACUGUUUGUAUAUAUUAUACAUGAUGUUUGCACAUAUCAGCUGUCACUGAAGAUGCGUGUGAGACAAAAGGGUGUUGCCAAAUGUUUAGUAUAUUAUAUCGCAAAGAACUCCUUCCUGUCUUUUUUUUUUUGUACCCCUCACUAAUCUUGCAAAUUUUACUGUAAGAUCAGCUUCAAUAUGCAGCAGUUUCUCAGAUGAACAAUUCCCAGAUCUUGCUUUUCUUUGGGUUGUAGAACGUUGAAUCCAUAUAUAGGUCAGGGCUGUCCAAACUACGGCCCGCAAGACGUCCUUAGUUUAGUAAAGAAUCUGGCCCGUGGGGUGUUUUGAAAUGUGUUUUAAAAAAUUACACAAACAACCUCCCUUAGUCAUGGCGCAAAGAAAAUGCGACCGACACCAAAAGUCAAGACACUUAUCACAACCUGCUCACUGAACUUUGUGGAUGUUAUAAAAAAGGACCAAGCACUAUACAUGAUUCAAAAUGACGCCCAGUGCAUGAUGGGAAAAAUGCAAAACGCUCUCUCCACACUUCUUUUGACUUUUUUGUAGGUAAUUGAGAAAAAUCUAUUUGGCACACUUAUCAAUAUUAGUCCCAUUAUACUGUUUGUAUAUAUUAUACAUGAUGUUUGCACAUAUCAGCUGUCACUGAAGAUGCGUGUGAGACAAAGGGGUGUUGCCAAAUGUUUAGUAUAAUAUAUCGCAAAGAACUCCUUCCUGUCCUUUUUUGUUUUGUACCCCUCACUAAUUUUGCAAAUUUUACUGUAAGAUCAGCUUCACUAUGCAGCAGUUUCUCAGAUGAACAAUUCCCAGAUCCUGCUUUUCUUUGGGUUGUAGAACGUUGAAUCCAUAUAUAGGUCAGGGCUGUCCAAACUACGGCCCGCAAGAAGUCAUUAGUUUAGUAAAGAAUCUGGCCCGUGGGGUGUUUUGAAAUGUGUUUUAAAAAAUUACACAAACAACCUCCCUUAGUCAUGGCGCAAAGAAAAUGCGACCGACACCAAAAGUCAUCACACUUAUCACAACCUGCUCACUGAACUUUGUGGAUGUUAUAAAAAAGGACCAAGCACUAUACAUGAUUCAAAAUUACGCCCAGUGCAUGAUGGGAAAAAUGCUAAAAGCUCUCUCCACACUUUUUUGACUUUUUUGUAGGUAAUUGAGAAAAUCUAUUUGGCACACUUACCAAUAUUAGGCCCAUUAUACUGUUUGUAUAUAUUAUACAUGAUGUUUGCACAUAUCAGCUGUCACUGAAGAUGCGUGUGAGACAAAGGGGUGUUGCCAAAUGUUUAGUAUAAUAUAUCGCAAAGAACUCCUUCCUGUCCUUUUUUGUUUUGUACCCCUCACUAAUCUUGCAAAUUUUACUGUAAGAUCAGCUUCACUAUGCAGCAGUUUGUCAGAUGAACAAUUCCCAGAUCCUGCUUUUCUUUGGGUUGUAGAACGUUGAAUCCAUAUAUAGGUCAGGGCUGUCCAAACUACGGCCCGCUAGACGUCAUUAGUUUAGUAAAGAAUCUGGCCCGUGGGGUGUUUUGAAAUGUGUUUUAAAAAAUUACACAAACAACCUCCCUUAGUCAUGACGCAAAGAAAAUGCGACCAACACCAAAAGUCAAGACACUUAUCACAACCUGCUCACUGAACUUUGUGGAUGUUAUAAAAAAGGACCAAGCACUAUACAUGAUUCAAAAUGACGCCCAGUGCAUGAUGGGAAAAAUGCAAAACGCUCUCUCCACACUUCUUUUGACUUUUUUGUAGGUAAUUGAGAAAAAUCUAUUUGGCACACUUAUCAAUAUUAGGCCCAUUAUACUGUUUGUAUAUAUUAUACAUGAUGUUUACACAUAUCAGCUGUCACUGAAGAUGCGUGUGAGACAAAGGAGUGUUGCCAAAUGUUUAAUAUAAUAUAUCGCAAAGAACUCCUUCCUGUCUUUUUUUUUUUGUACCCCUCACUAAUCUUGCAAAUUUUACAGUAAGAUCAGCUUCAGUAUGCAGCAGUUUCUCAGAUGAACAAUUCCCAGAUCCUGCUUUUCUUUGGGUUGUAGAACGUUGAAUCCAUAUAUAAGUCAGGGCUGUCCAAACUACGGCCCGCAAGACGUCCUUAGUUUAGUAAAGAAUCUGGCCCGUGGGGUGUUUUCAAAUGUGUUUAAAAAAAUGUACACAAACAACCUCCCUUAGUCAUGGCGCAAAGAAAAUGCGACCGACACCAAAAGUCAUCACACUUAUCACAACCUGCUCACUGAACUUUGUGGAUGUUAUAAAAAAGGACCAAGCACUAUACAUGAUUCAAAAUGACGCCCAGUGCAUGAUGGGAAAAAUGUAAAACGCUCUCUCCACACUUCUUUUGACUUUUUUGUAGGUAAUUGAGAAAAUCUAUUUGGCACACUUAUCAAUAUUAGUCCCAUUAUACUGUUUGUAUAUAUUAUACAUGAUGUUUGCACGUAUCAGCUGUCACUGAAGAUGCGUGUGAGACAAAAGGGUGUUGCCUGAUGUUUAGUAUAAUAUAUCGCAAAGAACUCCUUCCUGUCUUUUUUUUUUUUGUACUCCUCACUAAUUUUGCAAAUUUUACAGUAAGAUCAGCUUCACUAUGCAGCAGUUUCUCAUAUGAACAAUUCCCAGAUCUUGCUUUUCUUUGGGUUGUAGAAUGUUGAAUCCAUAUAUAGGUCAGGGCUGUCCAAACUACGGCCCGCAAGACGUCCUUAGUUUAGUAAAGAAUCUGGCCCGUGGGGUGUUUUCAAAUGUGUUUUAAAAAAUUACACAGACAACCUCCCUUAGUCAUGGUGCAAAGAAAAUGCGACCAACAGCAAAAGUCAAGACACUUAUCACAACCUGCUCACUGAGCUUUGUGGAUGUUAUAAAAAAGGACCAAGCACUAUACAUGAUUCAAAAUGACGCCCAGUGCAUGAUGGGAAAAAUGCAAAACGCUCUCUCCACACUUCUUUUGACUUUUUUGUAGGUAAUUGAGAAAAUCUAUUUGGCACACUUAUCAAUAUUAGGCCCAUUUUACUGUUUGACAUUUCUGAUUGAUUACAAAACUUUAUGAAGGUCGUCACAGAAGUAAACACGGUAAAAGUCCAACUUUCACAAAUUCUUCGUAUCUGAUUAUAGAAAAUAUAUAUCCCUUUUAUUAAUAUGUAUGUAUUCAUAUCGUGUGCGUGCGUGCGUGCCUGGCCACAUUUUUUUUUUUAGCCCAAUGUAGCCGCCAAGUUCAAAGGUUUGGACCCCCCUGCUAUGGAUAUUAAAGAUAUUGCUUGUAUUAACUUUGUCUUUUUAUAUAAUGAAGUAUAUGUACCACUAAUGCCAAUCAGGACCUGAUUUGGUGCCUGGAGUAGAUUUUCCGUUCAGGAAGUUUGUCUUUUGCAUAUCUAAAAACGAGAUUAAAUCAACUCCACAGUGCGUACGAACUCAACAUAAAUAAUGUAUGCCUCUUUUUUUUUUCUUCUCUGUGCCUGCAUGCCAUUUUUGCUGCCAUUGUUUAAUGUUUGCUUGCCCUUUAAUGUUGAGCGACACAAAACGUCAUACAGUUGUAUUUCAAUGCACUAGUGAUGACAUUUACUCUCAGAGCGCCGAUAAGCAGAGGUCUAAGGUCAUGGUUAGUCCCUCAUUGUUUCCCAGCCUAUAAACGUUGUGCUACUGUAACUUAAUAGCACACGUUUGUUUCUGCACUUUGUAAAUACCACAAUGAUUUCCUUCUACAACCUUUUUUCCGUCGUCUCUGUAACACUUAUUUAAUACAUGAUCUUCAAAGGAGUCAUCUCUGAUUCCGUGUUUUUUAUACUGCAUAUUUCUAGACAGCUGGAACUUGAAAUGUAAUAUUAAAAACUGCAGUAACUCCAAUGUGAAUGGAAAAAAAAUAAAGUAUUUGAAAAGCAA